GAACUGUGAGGCCAGCAGCACAGAGGAACUCCAGAGAUCGGGGCUGAGGAGGAGUUUGGGCUGAGGAGGAGCUAGUUCACAGCCAACUAAAAGAAGCUACUGGCUACUGUACAUCAAACUGCACUGAGACUCCAGCAAGGGAUGACCGUCUGGGACAGACUGUAAACGUCUCUGCUUUGUUCAAAAUCAACCAACCAGAUAAGUGCACUUUUUAAGUUUUAGCAAUAAUAUUUGUGCUCAAAAGAACUCCUUAGUUUAGAUUGAUUCUAUAGAUCUUUAAGCAAUCCUACAUUUGAAUAUCGGACCCACUUGCUUUGUAGUUCUACUUUCAGAGAUAUGACACGUACCAGACUGUAGCUGUUUCACACAUAUUAGUUAGAUACCGAGUAAGACCAUCCACUUGUAACAUCAGUCGUAUGUUGCAAUUCACAGCUCAGGAGCCUUGGUGGUUGCUACUGUCCACCCCUCAACCCAUAGACUCAUCAGUUCCAGCAACCUGUCUGAGCCUUAGAAGACUUAUGAAGUUACUCCCUGCCCUGAUGAGUGAUAGCAGAUAAUCUGGCACAUCAGAGACCCAAAGAGCUUAUUUUGACUUUUUAAAGCAGUGGUGGGCAACCUGCAGCCCACGGACUGCACAUGAUCCAUCAGGGUAAUCUGCUGGCAGGCUGCCAGACAGUUUGUUUACAUUUGCAUGGUCACCCACAGCUCCCAGUGGCUGCGGUUCACUGUUCCCGGCCAAUGGGAGCCGUGGGAAGCAGUGCGGACUGCAGAGACUUGCUGGCUGCUGCUUUCUACAGCUCCCAUUGGCCAGGAACGGUGAACCAUGGCCACAGGGAGCUGCGGGUGGCUGUGCAAAUAUAACAAACUGUCUUGCAGACCGCCAGCAGAUUACCCUGAUGGGCCACAGGUGGCCCACCACUGUUUAAAAAGACUCAGCAGCCAAUUUUGGCUCAAGACCAGAUGCCCUGGACAUGUUUAUACAAAAUGUCUAUUAAACUAAACCCUUUGCUCUGCUGUUGCCAAAGAAAAAACAGUUUUAAGGCCAAAAAUUUCAAAAGUGACUAGUGAUUUGGCUUGGCCUAAACUUAUAGGUGCCCAACUUGAAGCAUCUUAAAGAGACCUGAUUUUCAGAGUGUGGGUGCUCAGCCAUUUAUGAAAAUUGGGUCCCUUGAGGGCAACUCAGGUUGGAUACUGAACUAUAGUGGCACCCCAAAUCACUCAUCACUUUUGAAAAUCUUGACCUAAAGGACUGUUUAUAUACAGCCUACAGUGUGUUAUGCUCUACUGCAGCAGGAGGUGCAAAAGUUAAUUAGCAAACCUGAUACCCAGAGGUGUUCUGACAUAAGAGAUUGCAUGGUUACAUAGCAUGUUUUAUGCACCUGGGGUUUCUUUGUCGAGUGAUAUCCAAUGGGUGAGGAGAGUAGAUCCAGCAGAUUUUGAUGGUUUAUUGGUAAAAUGGCUUUAACAGUCAUUCCCCAAAGAAGCCCCACAAAUCCCUGAUUUUCUGUUCCCCUAUCACAGGUAAGCUCUGUUGACUGUGGGACUGGGAAGGACCCAUAAGGAAACUUUAACUUGUGAAUGCCCACCCUUGCCCUGAAAUUGUAGAGGCCAUGGGAAAAGCCAAGAAAGAAGAGGAGGCUGUUUUUCUAAGGAAAAAGAUCACUUUGCUGAGGGCUUUUUCACUCCUCGUUGGCAGCAUGGUGGGCAGUGGCAUCUUUAUCUCUCCAAAAGGGGUGUUGAAACACUCCGGCAACGUGGGUGUCUCCUUAAUCGUUUGGUUUGCCUGUGGGAUUCUCUCUCUAUUUGGUGCCUUGUGCUAUGCAGAACUUGGAACAAGAAUCACAAAGUCUGGAGGACAUUAUAUCUAUGUACUGGAGACACUGGGGCCUUUGCCAAGUUUCUUGUAUCUGUGGGCCGAGUACUUUGCUAUCAGGCCAGCCAACAGUGCAGUGAUUUCUCUGGCAUUUGGAAACUACAUAUUGGAACCAUUUUUUGCCCCCUGUGCAGCCCCACUUCCUGCUGUGAAGCUCGUUGCUCUCCUGGGGUACUACAUAGUCCUCAUCCUGAACUCUUGGAGUGUCAGCUGGAGUGCCAGGCUUCAGAAUGUCCUAUCUGUCAUCAAACUCCUGGCUCUCACACUCAUCAUUGUGCCAGGGAUGAUGCUUCUGGCCCAAGGCCACACUGAAAAUUUCCAGGAUGCUUUCAGUAGUCAAUCGCUGGCUUUGGACAAGCUGCCCUUGGCUUUUUAUGCUGGGAUGUUUGCGUAUUCAGGCUGGUUUCAAACUAGCUUUGUGCGAGAAGAACUGGUCCGACCGGAACGAAAUAACCCACUGGCUGUGAUAGUGUCUGUGGUCGCUGUAAUUGUGGGGUACAUGCUCACCAACGUUUCCUAUUAUACAGUCUUGACAGCAGAGGAUGUGCUGGCUUCCCAGGCUGUGGCUGUGAGUUUUGCACAAAAAGCUUUCCAAAGACUUGUCUCCGUGAUUCCCAUCCUGGUUGCCCUGUCCUGCUUUGGAACCAUGAAUGGGGGGAUCUUUACAUUUUCAAGGACCCUAUUUGUGGCUUCAAGGGAGGGUCAAUGGCCUCCUCUCUUCUCCAUGAUCCACAUCCGAAGGCACACUCCCCUUCCAGCCGUCAUGUUAAUGUUGCCACUGGUUACCGCCAUGGUGUGCGUUGGAGACAUCUAUCACCUCCUGAAUUUCUUCAGCUUUUCCCGAUGGCUCUUCAUAGGAUUAGCCACACUGGGGCUCAUCAUCCAUCGUUACCGUCACCCGGAGCUGCCCAGGCCAUUCAAGGUUCCCCUCUUCAUUCCUCUCUCCUUCACCGUCAUCUGCCUCUUUGCAGUGGGAAUGUCUUUCUGCUCAGACCCAGUGUAUGUCAGCAUUGGCUGUGCCAUGGUUUUGAGUGGUUUUCCAGUCUACUUCUUGAUGAUCAGCAGGCCCAUACCUGACUGUUGCCGUACCACAUUCUAUUAUCUUACAGUCAAACUUCAGGUGCUGCUGGAAGUAGUUAGACAGGAAAUCAGGACUUAUUGAAGACCACAUCUUAUUGGAGAAGACACAUAGUGGCUUGUCCAAUGAAAGCCACUAGUCCCAUUUCUGAUCCUUUUGGUCUGCUAAGAGACCAGGAGGCACUCUUACUUUUGCAGUGAGUGCGGUGCAACUAGAGAUGUCCAGAACAAAUAACUUAGAUCCAAACACCUCCAAGCUUUGAUGAUCUGGAUUUUGCAUCUGCUUCUAUCUUUCUAAACCCAAACUUCACAUCAGACCAGCUGACGUUUGGAUGUGUUCAAAAUCAGGAUUCAAAUUUUGUAGGUUGGUUCAUCUCUCAGUGAUGCACAUGAUUUUUGACUUACUAGACCUUGAGAAAAGACAAGGUGAAGAAGAGUGCCUCUUUCACAAUCCAAAUAUCAUUUAAAUUGACAGCUAUGGAAGACAAGUUCAGCUUUCAGAUAGAAGGUUAUGGAGAUCUGAAAUGAUGUGCUGAGUAUGGUCAAAUGCUUUUAAGGUAAAAUCGGAGAGCGGGAAAAUCAAUAAGAGAACUACUUAAGAGAAGCAGAGUGGUAGGUGAACUCCCAUUCUCCUUCCAUUGGACAAAAUGAUCUUUGGGACUUAGAGUUCAGCUCUACUUUGAAAAAUGACUCAAAAAUGCCUUGCUAUGUCUCAGUGAUUUCCCAAUCAAAUUUGCUUGGUUUACAAGAACAAAACCUAUUCAUUUUUUGAUGUACCAGCCCUGCCCAAAAUUUGAAAGUCGACCUUUUUUCUCCUCCUUAAGCAUCAUUAGUAGUAAAGAUUCUCCAGGCUAAAUUCUGACCUCACAUCUGUGCAGCCCCACAGAAGUGAGGUUGCACAGGUAUAAUCAAGUAGCAUAGUAGAAUUUGGCUCUGCAAAGGUUUAGUUAACAAUUCCUGUAGAUGAUGCAUGAGUUAAACUAGAACACACCUCACUUUCUUGGAGUUCCUCACAGCCAAUGCACCUAAGAGGAGUAAAU
This is a messenger RNA of Gopherus flavomarginatus (Mexican gopher tortoise), 3990 nucleotides long. RefSeq names its product cystine/glutamate transporter-like. Gene Ontology annotation, cellular component: membrane. The transcript has 13 exons. Gene Ontology annotation, biological process: amino acid transmembrane transport. Gene Ontology annotation, molecular function: L-amino acid transmembrane transporter activity. Lineage: Eukaryota; Metazoa; Chordata; Testudines; Testudinidae. Bases 1611 to 3035 code for a protein of 474 amino acids. The record is from RefSeq and is a predicted model, not a curated record.